AUGGUCCUUCCUAGAUUGAUCCCCCGACUUUCUCGUUCGGCCUUCAAGGUGGCUCAGGCCAACAACCGAGUCUUCAACGCCCCCUUCCGAGGUAUGGCCUCUUCCGCCGGCGUCGGCUCUGGUAAGAUCAGAACCGUUAUUGGUGCCGUUGUCGAUGUCCAGUUCGAGCAGGAUAACCUCCCCGCUAUUCUUAACGCUCUGACCAUUGAUCGUGGUGAGGGUAACAAGCUCGUCCUCGAGGUUGCCCAGCAUCUCGGUGAGAACACCGUCCGAACCAUUGCCAUGGACGGUACUGAGGGUCUUGUCCGAGGCACCUCUGUCGCUGACACUGGUGCUCCCAUCACUAUCCCCGUCGGCCGAGGUACCCUUGGUCGAAUCAUCAACGUUUGUGGUGAGCCCAUUGACGAGCGAGGACCUAUCGAGGCUACUAAGUUCCUCCCCAUCCACGCCGACCCCCCUACCUUCGCUGAGCAGUCUACCACUGCUGAGGUUCUUGAGACCGGUAUUAAGGUCGUCGACCUCCUCGCCCCUUACGCUCGAGGUGGUAAGAUUGGUCUCUUCGGUGGUGCCGGUGUCGGUAAGACCGUUUUCAUCCAGGAGCUGAUUAACAACAUUGCUAAGGCCCAUGGUGGUUUCUCCGUUUUCUGCGGUGUCGGUGAGCGAACCCGAGAGGGUAACGAUCUUUACCGAGAGAUGAAGGAGACUGGUGUCAUCAACCUCGAGGGUGAGUCCAAGGUCACCCUCGUCUUCGGUCAGAUGAACGAGCCUCCCGGAGCCCGAGCCCGAGUCGCCCUUACUGGUCUGACCAUUGCCGAGUACUUCCGAGACGAGGAGGGUCAGGAUGUGUUGCUCUUCGUUGACAACAUUUUCCGAUUCACCCAGGCCGGUUCCGAGGUGUCCGCUCUGCUUGGUCGAAUUCCCUCCGCUGUCGGUUACCAGCCCACUCUGGCCACCGAUAUGGGUGCCCUCCAGGAGCGAAUUACCACCACCCAGAAGGGUUCCGUCACUUCCGUCCAGGCCGUCUACGUGCCCGCCGAUGAUCUGACUGAUCCUGCUCCCGCCACCACCUUCGCCCAUCUUGACGCCACCACCGUCCUGUCCCGAGGUAUUUCCGAGCUGGGUAUCUACCCCGCUGUCGACCCUCUUGAUUCCAAGUCUCGACUUCUGGAUAUCGAUGUUGUCGGCCAGGAGCACUACGACGUUGCUUCCAACGUCCAGCAGACCCUCCAGGCUUACAAGUCUCUCCAGGAUAUCAUUGCCAUUCUUGGUAUGGAUGAGCUUUCCGAGCAGGACAAGCUGACCGUCGAGCGAGCUCGAAAGAUCCAGCGAUUCCUGUCUCAGCCCUUCACCGUCGCCGAGGUUUUCACCGGUAUUGAGGGACGACUUGUCUCUCUUAAGGACACUGUCCGAUCUUUCAAGGAGAUUCUUGACGGUAAGCACGAUGCUCUCCCUGAGGCCGCUUUCUACAUGGUCGGCGGUAUCGAGGAGGUUGUCGCCAAGGCCGAGAAGCUUGCUGCUGAGUCCAAGUAA
This is a messenger RNA of Yarrowia lipolytica CLIB122, 1530 nucleotides long. RefSeq lists its product as uncharacterized. Gene Ontology annotation, biological process: proton motive force-driven mitochondrial ATP synthesis; proton transmembrane transport. NCBI's taxonomy places the organism in Eukaryota, Fungi, Ascomycota, Dipodascomycetes, Dipodascales. The record is from RefSeq and is a predicted model, not a curated record. Gene Ontology annotation, molecular function: ATP hydrolysis activity; ATP binding; proton-transporting ATP synthase activity, rotational mechanism.